Messenger RNA from Halichondria panicea, 546 nucleotides. Its product is annotated as TNF receptor-associated factor 5-like. NCBI's taxonomy places the organism in Eukaryota, Metazoa, Porifera, Demospongiae, Suberitida, Halichondriidae. Gene Ontology annotation, molecular function: protein binding. Bases 1 to 546 code for a protein of 181 amino acids. The record is from RefSeq and is a predicted model, not a curated record. The transcript has a single exon. Gene Ontology annotation, biological process: tumor necrosis factor-mediated signaling pathway; protein K63-linked ubiquitination.
AUGGCAGCGAACUUUUUUGACGAAAUCAAGGACACUAUGAUGCACCUCGAAGAGAGUAUCACAUCAAGUAAUUGUGCGGCCAUUCAGUACAAAACUGUGUCCAAUGUGGAUCCCCCAACAUUCAAUAUGACACGAUUCAGUGAUCACAAGAGAGACAGCGAUCGAUGGACAUCCAACCCAGUAUACACCAAUCAACAGGGCUACAAGAUAUGCUUGAGGGUGAUUGCUAACGGCAACGGUUUUGGAAAAGGAACUCACGUGUCUGUGUUUCUACACUUCAUGAGAGGAGAGUUUGACGAUCAUCUAAAAUGGCCAUUUCGUGGGAUUAUUUCAUUGCGACUGCUAGAUCAGCACAGACAGAACCACAAAAAUGGUUCAGUGAUGUAUGACGAUAACGUGGUUGAGAGUGUAUGCACGAGAGUGAGAGAUGGGGAAGUGGGGAAAGGAGAGUGGGGUUACAUUAAAUUCAUUCCUCACACAGAACUGGAACCAUACCUGCAUGAAGACACGCUGGUGUUCCAGAUCUACAAAGUCGAGUUGCAUUGA